UGUUGCAAACCACAAAAACAAAAUUGCGUUCUUGUGAAAUGCAAGUAUUUUGAAAAUUUAACUAAAUCUACUUGGUCGAUAUGAGCCUAGAAGAUAAGGAAAAUGUGGUUCAUAAAGUGGAGGAAACCGAAGAUUCCAAAGCAGAUAGCGGAACUAAAAGAAAAUCCCCAUCUGAAGCCUUGGACAGUAACUCCGAAAAUUUAGAGACAGAUACCAGCCCAAUAAAACGCAUGAAAUCAGAGGAACCUCUGGUUUCUGUUAAGGACGAACCAAAUACUGAUACUCCUGUUAAAAUUAAAUCGGAGCCAGUUGAUGAUGUAGAUGAGCCCGCCACCAGCAGUGAUACUAUCCAGGUUAAAACGGAACCAACAACCAAUAGAAAUUCACCUGCCGCGAUAAAGACCGAGCCCACUAAUUCUAGUGCACAGGCUGCCGUGGACUCAUCAGUAUCUUCAAGUAGCACUAGGAUUUCUUGUCGCUUUGGUAUCCGAUGCUACAGGCGAAAUCCAGCUCAUCGUAGUGCAGAGGCUCAUCCGGGAGAUCAGGACUAUCGGCGUCCCAACUUCCCAGACCCACCACUCGGAACUCCUGCUUGUCCCUUUGGCAACGCCUGUUAUCGCCGUAAUCCAGUUCACUUCCAAGAGCACUCCCACCCAGCCGAUUUCAACUCCGAACAGAACAUCCGAAGCCGUCUGCGCCAACGACAAAACCAGCGGCAGUAUGACAAUGACUCUGGAACGGACGAAGAGGAUGACCCCUUUGCAGACGAAAAUUACGGAGAUACAGACUAUCGUCCAGGCGCAGAUAUUGACGAAGAUGACGAUGAUGAGCUGGAGUUCGACAGCCAACGCAUAAACAGCGAUGAUUAUGAUUAGAUUACCCAUUUGAAUUCACAGUUAAUUUAGAUUUAAUGUUCCAUUUAUCAAAGAAUUGGUUAAAUAUAUAUGUACGUUUGUUGUAAACUUA
Messenger RNA from Drosophila eugracilis, 966 nucleotides. RefSeq names its product aprataxin and PNK-like factor. The transcript is spliced from 3 exons. Gene Ontology annotation, molecular function: 3'-5' exonuclease activity; DNA-(apurinic or apyrimidinic site) endonuclease activity. The record is from RefSeq and is a predicted model, not a curated record. Gene Ontology annotation, biological process: double-strand break repair. Lineage: Eukaryota; Metazoa; Arthropoda; Insecta; Diptera; Drosophilidae. Gene Ontology annotation, cellular component: site of double-strand break; nucleus. Bases 81 to 875 code for a protein of 264 amino acids.